AUGCUCGAAAGCUCGAAGUUUCAUGUUUACCUAAAAGUUCUAAUUUCAGGCGGCAAUAGUCGUAACAGCAGUAGCAGUAACAGUAAUAAUACUAAUAAUACCGAUAGCGGUAGUGGUGGUGGUGGUGGUGGUAGCGGUGGUGGUGGUGGCGGUGGUGGCGGUGGCAAUAAUAAUACUAACCACUCGGGCUUCUCUUCUAGCUCGAGUGGUAAAGAGAUACCCACAACUUCUGCUGCAGUAACAGCAACUCCUGGUAUCGGCUACUCGAGCUGUAUCAUGUAUGAUCAACAUCCAUCUGUCGCUGAUUCCUAUUCAUUAGUUGUCACCACGUCAGCUGACACUAAUAAUACCAAUAAUGGUGGUGUAACAAUUGGGAAGAUCGACAAUGAUAUCGAAACGACAAUGAUAUCAAGAUCAGAGGGACAGAGGCAGCAAGAGCAUGGAUGUCGAUUGUGUAUCGCAUGCUUGCAAGAAAUACGUGAUCCUUUUGUGUUACGUGUCAAUCCAGACCUGGAAUUCCACGCCGGAUGUCUGAAGUGUGAACAAUGUGAGUGUUAUUUGGAUGAAACUUGUACAGCCUAUAUUCGGGAUAAUAAACCAUACUGUAAGAAGGAUUAUAUCAGGUUAGUAACUUUUGAUAUUUCUCUUCUCUCAUGA
Cercopithifilaria johnstoni is the source of this 657-nucleotide messenger RNA. NCBI's taxonomy places the organism in Eukaryota, Metazoa, Nematoda, Chromadorea, Rhabditida, Onchocercidae. The record is from the annotation of a GenBank genome assembly.